This is a messenger RNA of Esox lucius (northern pike), 1944 nucleotides long. Its product is annotated as gastrula zinc finger protein XlCGF46.1-like. The transcript is spliced from 2 exons. Gene Ontology annotation, biological process: regulation of transcription by RNA polymerase II. Gene Ontology annotation, molecular function: RNA polymerase II cis-regulatory region sequence-specific DNA binding; DNA-binding transcription factor activity. Bases 72 to 1496 code for a protein of 474 amino acids. The record is from RefSeq and is a predicted model, not a curated record. NCBI's taxonomy places the organism in Eukaryota, Metazoa, Chordata, Actinopteri, Esociformes, Esocidae.
GGAAGGAAAAGUCGACGGCUUUUGGUUUUGGCUCAUACUUACUGUGGAGAAAAGGAAAACUCGUCUACAACAUGUCUAAACUACAGUCGCUUCGUGUGUUCUUGAAUGAGCGCUUAACGGCGGCCGCUGUAGAGAUUUUCGGGGUAGUUGAGAACACGGUAGUGGGGUACCAGGAGGAGAAUGAUCGGCUACGGAGAAUGCUUCGGAUCACACCAGAGAUGGAGCUACGUAGAAUAGACUCCCUGCAGUUCUCUCUCACUGAAGAGGAGGUUCCCCAGGAGAAGAAGAAAUUCGAACGUCAGUGGAACCACAGUCUGGGGCAGGAGGACCCAGACACCAGACAGAUUAAAGAGGAACAUGAGGAGCUCAGGAGCGGUCAGGAGGAAGAGCUGGAGGCUAAUAUCAUAGAAUUGAAAUGCCCUCAGCCCUCUAUUAAAACUGAAUUUGAUUAUGAUCCGUUUCAGUCCAUGACUCUCCCCCAAACCCAGACUGUAGAGAAAGAAGAGAGUGACUCUAGACCAGUGGAUCUCCAACCUUUCAGCACUGUGACCCACCUGAGGGGUCUUGACAUUCCCUGUGUACCUCCAGAUAAUCUCAAUCAUUUCUCCAGCCACAGCUCAGCUUUAAUCAGAGACCCAGUAGGACUGGACUGCAGUCUACCAUUGGACCAGCUGUCUACCAUUGGAACAAAAUCUGCAAAACUCAGCAAUAAAACUCGAAAAACUAUCCAUUGCCGUGACUGUGGGGAAUCCUUUAUUCUAAAAGCUGACCUGCAGAGGCAUGUGACUCUAACCAAGAAGAAGCCUGGUGAAUGUGACUCCUGCAGGAAACACUACAACUCCACCUGUAAACUGAAGGCCCAUGUCAGACUCUGUCACAGUGAGAACCCUGGGCCCUGCCCCGUUUGUGGCAAAACCUUCAAACUAAUUGGAGAUUGGUCCAAGCACAUGAGGAUUCACACAGUUGAGAAACCUUUCAGCUGUGGUGACUGCGGGAGAAGCUUCCGUCAGAAGGGGAACCUAAACAGUCAUAAGCUGACGCACACAGGUGAGAAGCCAUUUUGUUGUGGCGACUGUGGGAAAAGCUAUAGGCGCCAACAGCAUCUAACAACUCAUAAACUGACUCACACUGGAGAGAAACCCUUUGUCUGUGGCGACUGUGGGAAAGGCUUUAAUCGCAAGGAGGUCCUAACCAUGCAUAUAUUAACUCACACAGGAGAGAAGCCAUUUAGCUGUGAUGACUGUGGUAAAAGCUUCCGUCUCAAGGGGAACUUAAAUAAGCAUAGACUCACUCACACUGGAGAGAAACCCUUUGUCUGUAGUGACUGUGGGAAAAGUUUUAAUCGCAAGGAGGUCCUAACCAUGCAUAUACUGACUCACACAGGAGAGAAGCCAUUUAAUUGUGGUGACUGCGGGAAAAGCUUCAGGCAGAAGCGCUCCCUUAAGUUACACAUACAGGCUCACACAGGAGAGAAACUAUUGUGGAAGAUUAACUAAUCAUACACAUAAUACACAGAUCAGCCAUAACAUUAUGGCCACUGACGGAUGAAGUAAAUAACACUGAUAAUAUCGUUAUCAUGGCACAUGAAAAAGUUAAUGCUGAUACUGAUAGAAAGGUGUCAGAACACUCAGUGCAUCGCGGUUUGUGUGCUUAUAGGGCUGUAUAGCCUCAGACCAGUCAGGGUGACCAUGCUGAUCUCGGUGAAAGCACCUACAAUGGGCACGUGAUCAGAACUGUAUCACAGAGCAAUGGAAGAAGAAGGUGGGCUGAUCUGAUGAAUAACAUUUUCUUUAACAUCACGUGGAUGACCAGGUGCGUGUCCGCGUCGCUUACCUGGAGAACACAUGGCACCAGGAUUCACUAUGGGAAGGCAAGUCGGCAGAGGCAGUGUGUUUCUUCAGGCAAUGUUCUGCUGGGAAACCUUGGGUCCUGCCAUUCAUGUGG